Molecule: messenger RNA, 1185 nt
Organism: Synchytrium microbalum
Lineage: Eukaryota; Fungi; Chytridiomycota; Chytridiomycetes; Synchytriales; Synchytriaceae
Exons: 9
Coding region: 1-1185 (394 amino acids)
Biological process (GO): unsaturated fatty acid biosynthetic process
Cellular component (GO): endoplasmic reticulum membrane
Molecular function (GO): iron ion binding; stearoyl-CoA 9-desaturase activity; heme binding
Source: RefSeq, a predicted model, not a curated record
AUGGUGGCAUCCAAGGACAUAAAUUGGCUCAACGUCGCAAUUCUGACAGUUCCACCACUGGCUGCAAUCUAUGGAAUAGCAACCACUCAAGCACGAUUGGAAACACUAUUAUGGGCUGUUGCCUACUAUUUCUGGACUGGUCUAUCUAUUACUGCUGGUUAUCACAGGUAUUGGUCGCAUCGCUCAUAUGACUGCUCGUUCCCAAUGAAAGUCUUCUUGGCUCUUGGUGGUGCUGGUGCUAUGGAAGGAUCAAUUCGAUGGUGGAGUCGUGGUCACCGAGCUCAUCACAGAUAUACCGACUCACCAAAAGACCCAUACGACUCGAGCCGUGGUCUCCUCUACUCACACAUUGGUUGGAUGGUCAUAAAAGAAGAUCCAAGCAAAAUGGGCCGUGUCGAUAUAUCAGAUCUAAAUCGUGACGAACUUGUCAUGUGGCAACACAAGAACUACUUGUGGUUGGGUCCACUCAUGGCCUUUUUAUUCCCUGCUAUCGUAGCCUAUAUUGGAUGGGGUGAUUUCUGGGGUGGUCUCUUCUUUGCUGGCAUGGCUCGUCUUGUAUUUGUACAUCAUGCCACCUUCUGUGUAAACAGUCUUGCUCACUAUUUGGGUGAAGCUUCGUAUGACGAUCGUCGAACUCCUCGAGACCACUUUAUUACUGCUUUGGUGACAUUGGGUGAAGGAUACCACAACUUCCACCAUGAAUUCCCAUCUGACUAUCGAAACGCUGUCUUCUUCUGGCAAUACGACCCAACUAAAUGGUUGAUCUUCAUCGCUUCCUUGGUUGGAUUGACAUAUAAUCUCAAAAUGUUCCCUGAAAACGAAGUCGCAAAGGGGCGAAUCCAGAUGCAAGAGAAAAAGAUUGCUGAAUUAAAGCAGAAACUCAACUGGGGCAAGCCUCUAGAGCAACUACCGGAAUGGGAAUGGACCAAAUUCGUCUCAGCAUGUGAAAAAGACAAGAAACAAUACCUCGUAGUGGACAAGGUCGUGUAUGAUUGCGACGGUUUCAUGGAUGAACACCCUGGAGGUCGUGGCUUCCUGAAAACAUCGAUUGGACGAGAUGUGUCUGCUUCAUUCAAUGGAGCCAUAUACUUCCACUCAAAUGCUGCUCGAAACUUGGCUACACAGAUGAGGGUUGCCAAAAUCGUUGGCGAAAUACCCGAAAAUGAUAAGGCAAAGGAAGAGUAA